Molecule: messenger RNA, 2869 nt
Organism: Amphibalanus amphitrite
Lineage: Eukaryota; Metazoa; Arthropoda; Thecostraca; Balanomorpha; Balanidae
Product: kelch domain-containing protein 2-like
Exons: 8
Coding region: 468-1730 (420 amino acids)
Molecular function (GO): protein binding
Source: RefSeq, a predicted model, not a curated record
AGGUCAUUUUAUCCUUGAGCUAAGACCGCCAAAUUAGCAGAGAGGUGGCUGAUUAUUUUUUUUUUGUUGUUGAAAAAUUGUAAUUGCGGGGCCUCGUGUGGACUGGAUAAAGAUAGUUCUUUUUGUUUCAUCCUUUUGAGGACUCCUGAGCUUAGAUCAAACUCUCAUGUCAUAUCGCGUUGUCACUGGUCUGUGUUAUUUCAAUUUCAAUUUGUGCUGUCAUCAACAUUGCAUUGGUGUCUGGAGGUCUGGAUCAACUGCUGCAUUCACCUUCACAGUAGUUUUUGAGCUUAUUGCACUUGUUAUCUUGUUUUUUUUUCUGAAAAUUAAAGCAUUUGAAGAUUGAAAUUGCUCCUUUUUAGGUGUCACUGACGUCAAUUGUUCCAGUACAAAGGAAUCUUGAAACAGAUUCGGAUCAGUUUCGUACGAGAAGUUGAAGGUAUCAAGUCAAAGUGGGGUGUUCCACUAUGGAGCAUGAUGAAGAGCGUCAAAGGUGGAUGUUUGCUGAACAUGAUGAACGCUGUGAAAAUGGCGAGAAUUGUGUUGAGCCAAUGAAUGCAAAAAGUCCCAAGCUACAUAGAAGAGUUGGCCAUGUUGCUGUGAAGUACAAAAACUUUGUAGUUGUUUGGGGUGGAUAUGAGGAUGAUGAACAGUAUGACAACAAUGCAUACACAAGGGAGCCCUAUUAUCACCCUGCAGAUGAAGUGAUGCUCUAUGACUGUGAAUAUGAAGUUUGGCACGGCGUGCGGAUCCACGGCGACCCUCCCCCUCGGCUGUGUGGGGCCACUGCCGGAGUCAUCGGCGACAGAAUGCUGCUCUUUGGCGGGUUCAUGGAAGACCGUCAGCUGGGCACCUCUAACGUGCGUACCGUCUACGAGCUGGACCUGAACAAGAUGGCGUGGAAGCAGAUCUGGGCCGACGGCGUGCCGCCCCUGGCCUGCGACAAACUCGUCAGCUGGUGCUACGAAGGGAAGUUCUACUUGUUCGGGGGGUUCGGCCCCUGGCCGGACGACCCGGGCUACUACCGGGACGUCCGGCUGGCCGCGCACCCGGGAGCCAUGCGCGAGGAUCGCUGCUGGAACGACCAGCUGGUGCGACUCGCGGACGGUCGGUGGGAGUGGCCCGAGACCAGAGGCGACCGACCCACCCCGCGAGCCGCACACGCCGCCGCCCUGGUCGGCAGUAGGGCGUACAUCUUCGGUGGCCGACUGGGCAACCGGCUCAACGACUUCUACUGCCUCGACCUGGAGACCAUGGUCUGGACUAAACUGGAGCCGUCCGAUCCGGCCGCGCCGGUGCCGGCCGCCCGCUCGUGGCACUCGCUCACCGCCCUGGACGAUCACGGCCGUCUCCUCCUCUACGGCGGGUUUGACGCACUGAGCCAGCCGCUGGCCGACCCGUGGAUCUGGAGUCCGAGCGGUCAGCGGUGGUCGCCGUGCACGUGGCUGAGCGAGCCGCCCAUCCGCAUGUGGCACGCCGCCACCCCCGGAGAGGCCGGCGAGGUAGUGCUGUUUGGCGGACUGGCCAGCAGUGUGCUACUCGAUCAGCCCACCUACGCGUCGGGAUCGGUGUUCCUACGAGAAACGCCCAAGUCGCUCAUCAGGCUGUGUCUGGACGUGCUGGAUGCGAACCGGGAGACGUCGGUGCCGCUCGUAUGGUUCACGCCGUCGCCGCUGGCCGAUGGCAUCAUCGCCCGGCUGACGGCGUGCGGCAGCAAGCCGGUGGUGUGAUCCGAGUCAUCCGCGGCUGCCCGGCGGCCGGCAUUUGUAACUGGCUGUGGUCGUGCGACGCCAACGCCAACUCAACGCGUGGUGGCGAUACAGUUCCGUGCGAGUGGGAAAAUCGUGGCAUUUCAGCGGGAGUAUUUGUACCGUCUGCCAAAUACGGGGUGCGCUUUCUGAGUAUGAAGGUGCGCGGAUGGGAACUGAGGGUGCUGUUCAAAUAUCAGGUACGAUACGAUUUGUGCGCGAGAGCGUCCGCGUUGGUGUGUAAAGCCGGCGUCUUACUGGUAUCUGUGCGACUGUCUGUGCGAAGUUUCUGAGAUCUCCAAACAGGUCCUAGUCUCUGAGGAGCCGUUUAUCCUCCUGGCCUCCGAUAUUUCAACAAAGACGCUCACCAUGCAAGCUUAUGAUGUGUCCAGCCAGAUACUUCGUAAGUGAUCCCCAGUCACUAGCCUCCUUUCCGUUGUACUAACUCAUCGAUUGUUUCUGUGGUGUCCCGCAAACUCAAUUUGUUUCCCGAAACUCACCUGUUCCCUAUUCGGUCUCGUAAACAUUCACAUUGAUCCAUUACUUUUUAUCUGCAUCGUAUUCAAUUCGUCAUUUCCCCGGUGUUGCCUACAUUUUAUGUGUUUUUCCAAACGUUCUUCAUUUUUAUCUGUUCCUCACUUUAACCCAUUUCCUGCAUAUUUUCCAGUCUGAAUGAGUCAGUAAUUGGUCAUAGGGCGGUGGCCACUCCCGCCCGUGCCGUCCUCCGCUGUGCGUCCUCUAGUCCUGGCCCGUGAGCCUCCUGCCUGCCUCCUGAGUGGGCGAUUUCGCCGCCUGCCGCCUCCGGUCGUACAAACUCUGGUGAGUUGAGAGCUAACACUCUGUCACAUGUCCCGAGUUAUGUGCCCGUGAUAUGCAUUGGCGGGUAACACUGGUGUGAGUUAGCUGGAGCCGAGCUGUGCGAUGACCCGUGAUAUAAGCGUGACAAUAAUAGUGACGGUACAGGCCAGAAGUGAGUGAGGCUGAUGUUUAGUCGUAUUCAUGAGAAGUGCUUUCAACUGAUACAUCUCUGGUGACCCCCAUGAAGUUGUGUUUUAGCGUGUUGUGUAUGAUGCAAGUGUGCAAUAUCGGCUCAACGAAUAAACUCAAUGCCUUUGAACGCA